Molecule: messenger RNA, 414 nt
Organism: Arabidopsis lyrata subsp. lyrata
Lineage: Eukaryota; Viridiplantae; Streptophyta; Magnoliopsida; Brassicales; Brassicaceae
Exons: 2
Coding region: 34-360 (108 amino acids)
Source: RefSeq, a predicted model, not a curated record
GAUCCAUCCCGACAGUGUUCUGCUUGUGGCCGUAUGGGCCAUGAAGCUUCUUCAUGCUUUAAGGUUGUGGGUUACCCAGAAUGGUGGGGUGAUCGACCACGCAACCGGAAUGAUACCCGGAGCUCUCCGAGUAUUUCUGCUGGCCGAGGACGUGGUGGUGCUCCUCGAGCAAAUCUCACGCAAAUUGUGAAUGCUAACUCCGCUGCUAUUGGAUCUUCUGAGAUUACUGAGGCUGAUCGACAAGGAUUGUUGGGAAUGACUGAUGAACAAUGGAAGAUAGUGGAAAAAGUUAUCAAUGCUGGCAAAGGAUCCUCUCAACUAAGUGGACCGCAUCACGAGGACGCUGAUUGGGUCGGGUGAACGAGAGGGAGAGGGGUUGUACCGGUUUCGCGGGAUUGAGACAGUGGCGGCAUU